Messenger RNA from Glycine soja, 3008 nucleotides. RefSeq names its product anoctamin-like protein At1g73020. The transcript is spliced from 16 exons. Gene Ontology annotation, molecular function: chloride channel activity. Lineage: Eukaryota; Viridiplantae; Streptophyta; Magnoliopsida; Fabales; Fabaceae. Bases 536 to 2512 code for a protein of 658 amino acids. Gene Ontology annotation, biological process: chloride transmembrane transport. The record is from RefSeq and is a predicted model, not a curated record.
CGUGGACAAGACCCUGUGUUAAUGUUAUGUGUCUGUGUCUGUCCCUCCUGAGAGAGGUUUCUGCUGAGAAUGGCCGUUUCAUUUUGGUAGGCUUAUGAGUUAUGACACCUUCCUCAAGCUCGUUCUAAUCCUCUUUGUAUUUUUUCCUUCUUUCCGUCUUUUUUCCCAUCACCACCUUUUUAGUUUUGUGUUUACUUCAAUUCAAAGUUAAAACCUUUCCUUAGGAAUUCUCGUCAUUCCAGUUUGUAUGACCCCACACAUACAACACACCGUCUUCAAUUUUCCACCCCUUGGACGGUGCUAGUUUUUUCCAACACAGCGCACCCAUUGAUUUUCUCCUCGGAAUUCUUCAUUUUUAUGGCAUUUUCUUCAACCCCUUUUGGCCAAAAACGGAUCUUUCUUCUGCUCAUUUGAAGCUUUUUUUAUUUUAUUUUGUGAAAACAAAUGCUCCUUUGAAUAGUUGAAGGAGGGAAGGGAGGUAAUUUGUUGUUAUUUUUGGCUUUUUCUCACGUGUAUUGGGUUAGUGGGGUCGAAGAUGAAAAAGCAUGGAAAUGAAGAACAUGUUUUUGAAAUUGGGGUGGUGAUUCCUAGGAGAGUGGUUCAGGAAAAAGAUGAAUCAUGUGACUGUGCAUACGUCCUUGUAAAGGAGUUUGAGAAGGUGGGAUUUGUAGUUGAGAGAGUUAUUGGCAUUGCAGAUGAGUUCAUCAAGUUGGCUGCACCUUUGGAGACGUUGGGGAGGGCUGCAGCUGAACUACAAAUCAAGAAACGGACUCUUAUUGGUAUGGAUUUGCAAUUUGAGGUUGAGGAGGUUGAAGCUUUUGUGAAACAACCUGAUGGUUCUGUUUUCAGUUGGUAUGAGCGUUUUCAGUGCUACUGUCACUUGAUAUAUGGAAUAGUAAACAACAGCAAGUCAGUAAAAACCCUUAAAUUUGAUGGAAAAGAAAUCCAUUGGGAAAUUGGGGAGAAUCUGCUUCUAAAAUUGGAAUCAGUGGAAAUUGUUAAGCAAGUCUUUCCUUUGCAUGAUGAACAGAAGAGAAAGAAACUUCUUAGAAGUUGGGCACUUCAAUGGUGGGACUUCACUAGUCAGCCAAUCGAUGAGAUUUAUUCAUAUUAUGGGGCAAAGAUUGCAAUCUAUUUUGCUUUUCUUGGAAUGUUCACACGGUGGAUGCUCUUCCCUGCUGCAUUUGGGCUUACUUUGCAAUUGAUAGAUUUUGGGUCAUUGAAGUUAGUUGUGCUUCCUAUUUUCUUCAUCAUGGUGAUACUUUGGGCUAUAAUGUUUUCUCAGUUCUGGAAACGUAAAAAUUCUGCACUUUUAGCCAGAUGGCCUAUUAGUUCUAUAGUUGCAGCUGACCAAGGAUACAAGAUUUCAGGCAGGAAGUCGAGCUCCUGGCAGCCCCCAAUGGAACUCAUGAAAGUAUUUGAGACUGAUAGAGCUAAAGAGAAGGAAAUAUUCCAGAGACAUGAGUGGCUUGGGCGUCUUAUGCGAUUCAGAAAUGAUGCUAUCAUUAUCUUCAGCAUCAUAUGCCUCCAGUUACCAUUUGAGUUGGCAUAUGCUCAUCUUUAUGAAGUUCUUGAUUCUGAUAUAAUUAAGUUUGGGCUCACUGCUGUAUACCUUUUCGCCAUUCAGUAUAUUACCAAGAUUGGUGGCAAGGUGUCUGUCAAACUUAUCAUGAAUGAAAACAAUGAGAACACAGAAAAACGGGCUGAUAGCUUGGUCUACAAGGUGUUUGGUCUGUACUUUAUGCAGACAUACAUUGGAAUCUUUUAUCAUGCCUUGUUGCAUCGUAAUUUUUCAACUCUUCGCCAAGUGUUGAUUCAGCGACUCCUUCUGUCUGAGGUGUUGGAAAACUUGGUGGAAAAUUCAUUGCCUUAUCUCAAGUAUAGCUAUAAAAAGUACAGGGUUCGACACAAGAAGAAUGAGAAAGGAGAAGCAAGAGAAAAGUUCCAGUUUACUUCUAGAGUAGAAAAAGAAUACCUGAAGCUCUCUUACUCUGCUAGCAUUGGUGAGGAGCUUGAAGAUGGGUUAUUUGAUGAUUUCUUAGAAUUGGCAUUGCAGUUUGGAAUGAUUUUGAUGUUUGCUUGCGCAUUCCCACCUGCAUUUGCUUUUGCUGCUGUGAACAACCUUAUGGAGAUCAGGACAGAUGCAUUGAAGCUGCUAGUAAUUUUGAGGCGGCCUGUUCCUCGUGCCGCUGCAACAGUAGGAGCCUGGCUUAACAUAUUUCAGUUUCUUAUAUUGAUGUCUAUAUGCACCAACUGCGCUCUUUUAGCAUGGCUAUAUGAUGAGGAGGGAAAAUGGAAAAUAGAGCCUGGACUUGCGGCAAUAUUAAUCAUGGAGCAUGUCCUCUUGUUGACUAAGUUCGGUCUCUCUCGCUUCAUUCCUGAGGAACCUGCUUGGGUAAGAGCCAACCGUGCAAAACACACUACACAGGCACAGGAUAUGUGUUCUAAGAAGCUUUUAAGGACUAUUUCCGGAGGAGAUAAGACAUUUAGAGAGGGGAAAAAAUUGGAAUGAUGCCUUUCCAGCUUAUUAUUUACUUCAUUACCACUUCAACACGAGAGAAAGAAAGCUUAUGCUGGAUUGUCUUUCUAUUGUCUCAGUUUUCCAUGGCUGAAUUGUAUAUUAAGAAGGGAUUUUGCUUUGAUUGACCUGUUUAUCUUCCCUCUCCUGUGCCUAUAAAAUAGUUCAUACAACCCUACAGUUAGUGUUCUCCCUUUUAAAUUGUACAUAAGAAAAUUACUAAUUACUACAAGUUUUGUCAAGAAGUCAGUGAAACAAGGAUUGUAUCUUUUUGAGGCAUUUAAAUUUCAUUAUAGUUGUUUGAUUACGAAUUUGAGGAAUGACCAAAGGUGAUGAAUGACAAAUUGACAACACAGCAGUGGUGGCUACCUGAAAAUAUUUCUAGACACUCGAGUUUGUGUGUACUAGAGAAAGGAAUGUAAUUCAGAACAAAGUGUAUCUCUUAGCGGUUUAGUUACUGUCUUAUAUAUGUGACGAUUUGACUAGGACA